Messenger RNA from Raphanus sativus (radish), 1038 nucleotides. Its product is annotated as elongation factor 1-beta 1. The coding region runs from base 123 to 812 and encodes 229 amino acids. Lineage: Eukaryota; Viridiplantae; Streptophyta; Magnoliopsida; Brassicales; Brassicaceae. The transcript has 6 exons. The record is from RefSeq and is a predicted model, not a curated record. Gene Ontology annotation, cellular component: eukaryotic translation elongation factor 1 complex; cytosol. Gene Ontology annotation, biological process: translational elongation. Gene Ontology annotation, molecular function: guanyl-nucleotide exchange factor activity; translation elongation factor activity.
UCCCCGUUAGACCGGUCUGACUGGUUUAGGAGUUUCUAGAGUUUUACACACACACAAACAGUCUUUUUAAAGCGGCAUAUUCUCUCUGUCACUUCCGCUUCAGCAUAAUAAUUUGAGGAUCGAUGGCGAUUACGUUUUCAAAUCUCCACACAGAGCAAGGUCUCAAAACCGUUGAGGAACACCUCUCGGGGAAAACUUACAUCUCCGGCGAUAAGCUUUCAGUGGAUGAUGUGAAGGUUUACGCUGCCGUGUUGGAGAAACCAGGUGAUGGUUUCCCAAACGUUAGCAAGUGGUAUGAUACCGUUGCUUCCCAUCUUGCUAAAAGUUUUCCCGGGAAAGCUGUCGGAGUGAAAAUUGGUGGCGGUGUUGCUCAGUCCGGAACUCCGAAAACAGAGGCACCUGCUGCUGCUAGAGCUGAUGCUGUUGCUGAUGAUGAUGAUGAUAUUGAUCUUUUUGCUGACGAGACAGAAGAUGAGAAAAAGGCUGCAGAGGAGAGGGAAGCUGCUAAGAAACAUACCAAGAAACCUAAAGAGAGUGGAAAGUCAUCUGUGCUACUUGAUGUAAAGCCAUGGGAUGAUGAAACCGAUAUGAAGAAGUUGGAAGAAGCUGUCCGUAGUGUUCAGAUGCCUGGUCUCUAUUGGGGAGCUUCAAAACUGGUACCGGUUGGUUACGGGAUAAAGAAACUCACUAUAAUGAUGACAAUUGAUGAUGACCUCGUCUCUGUCGACAACCUCAUUGAAGACCAUCUCACCUCAGAGCCUAACAAUGAGUACAUCCAAAGUGUCGACAUUGUUGCGUUUAACAAAAUCUAGAGACUCGAAGACCCCUUUUACAUGAAAAGAUGUCGAGUUCACAGUUUAAGUGUCAUUCACGGUCUUCCUGUCCUGUUACUUGUAUGGUUUUAUGUGUUUCUUAUGUCGUCUCCUUCAUGUUGUAAGACCUACUUUUGUGUUUAAACUAGCGUCUACUUUACUUCUUGUCUAAGGCGAAUUGCUGUUAAAACCUCAGAUUAUCAUAUGCGAGUUUUAUGGUCGCCUA